Naumovozyma castellii is the source of this 1257-nucleotide messenger RNA. RefSeq names its product tRNA(Phe) (4-demethylwyosine(37)-C(7)) aminocarboxypropyltransferase (gene TRM12). The record is from RefSeq and is a predicted model, not a curated record. Bases 1 to 1257 code for a protein of 418 amino acids. Lineage: Eukaryota; Fungi; Ascomycota; Saccharomycetes; Saccharomycetales; Saccharomycetaceae. The transcript has a single exon.
AUGAGAGCACUGGAAAUUGUUUUGCCUGCUGAUGAGGCACAAUUGAUCAAGCCAAUUAAGACUGCAUUGGAGACAAAUAAAAAUUUCAUUAAACCAAUUCACAGAGACAAUAAUGGCAAUAUUAUUAUCAGAACUAACGUGACAACUAUACCUGAAUAUUUGACUACAUUCCAUAUUGGAAACACCACCAGAGAAUACGAAUUUGAAUCAGAAACUAUUUCCGAGCAUGAAUUGCUACGAUUCACAAGAAAAUGGUUUGAAACUCGAGCGGGAAGAGAUGUGCAUGAAUCGACAAUUUCUGACUUAAUUAAUCAUACUCCUUUCAAAUACUCGAAAUAUCCGCCACUGCUGUUGUUCAAUAACUCGAAGGAAAGAACAUUUAGACAUGACAUUUGGAGUCUAGUACCUCAGGACGUAAAGAAUGCAUAUUUUAAUGAUGUGCUAUCUCAUUUGGAUGACGACGAGAAUGAUCCCGAACACUCGCUGAAAUUCCUGGGUAUUAAUAAACCAAUCUUGGAGACUGAUGUUAUGAGGCAGCCUAAAAAUAUCGACAUUCUAUAUUCUAAGAUACCAUCUUCCCAAGAUAGUGAUGAUAUUUGGUGUAGCUUAAAACAAAAUGGGAUAUGGCAGGUUUGGAACCCAUUAUACACAAUGUUUAGCCGUGGUAAUAUUAAAGAAAAGAAGAGAGUAUUAGAUAUGUUUAAGGCUACAACUGCUGAUAUGGAUGUUGUUGAUCUUUAUUGUGGUAUUGGAUAUUUCAGUUUCAGUUACUUAAUGAACAAUGCCAGAAAUGUCUUUGGAUUUGAUUUGAAUAAAUGGAGUAUUGAAGGCUUGAAUAGAGGUCUAAUCCUAAAUAAAUUUGAACAAGAUAAGUGUCAUUUUUUUAAUACCGAUAAUGAGAAAAGUAUUGAAUUACUUAAAGAGUUCAGAGAUGAGAAAUUAGGAGGUGACCGUUUAAAGAUACGACAUAUUAAUUUGGGGUUAUUACCUAGCAGUAAACAAGGUUGGCCCAUCGCACUGAAGAUAAUUCAAAAUCAUAAUAAUAGUGAAAUUGUUCCGAUCGUAAGUUUACAUAUCCAUGAAAACGUUCAUAUCGACCAAAUUGAGGAUGGAAGCUUUGUUCGGGAUGUGGUGCUUCCAGAUCUGUAUGAUUUGGAGUCAGCAUUCCAAUAUAAGUUUACUCAUUUAGAAAAGAUUAAAACAUUUGCUCCAGAUGUAUGGCAUGUUUGUAUUGAUAUAGAUGUAAUAUGUGGGUAG